GCGAGCUCCCUUUCGCAGAACGGGCUGUGCGGCGCUGAUAACGGCGGCUGGAUAUGCGCUGGCUCAGGCUGGGGGGACUGUUGCAGCUCGUAUGGCUAUUGCGGUACUAGCAACGCUUACUGUGGAAGCGGGUGUCAGUCAGACUUCGGCGACUGCUCU
This is a messenger RNA of Baudoinia panamericana UAMH 10762, 159 nucleotides long. Its product is annotated as carbohydrate-binding module family 18 protein. NCBI's taxonomy places the organism in Eukaryota, Fungi, Ascomycota, Dothideomycetes, Mycosphaerellales, Teratosphaeriaceae. The transcript has a single exon. The annotation marks the transcript as partial. The record is from RefSeq and is a predicted model, not a curated record. Gene Ontology annotation, molecular function: chitin binding.